UUUGAUAUCCUUGACUGUUGACUCUUGUUUUAUGUUAGCAUCUUUUGGACGUGUCUGGAGAACUUCAAUACUAUCCUACUUCAGUGUUUUGAUUUACUGCAGCGAUGGCUUUCAUUGAAGGCAGCAGGGGCAUCUACGGACCCAUCAAGGUGAUGAUUGACAGACCUAUUUAUGAAAGGGCUCUGGAGAUCUGCUGGCACAUCCUCUCCUACAAGAACUACAUUGCUGUGCUGACUGAACUUUUGAGACUUCAGCAGGAGGACAGGAUCCCAUCGGAGUUGACUGUCGAGGACAUGACAGACCAGUUUCUAGAGGAGAGCAAAAAGUCGCUCAGAAUGCGCCGCUGGGACUUUGAACGGGAGGGGUUCAGUGAUGACUUCCAGCCUUUUCUGAAGAUGGUGAUGGAUGUUCUCACCAGUAUGAAGAUGAGGGACGUCCAGUUCGAAGCAAGAUGGCUGUUCGAGUACCCAGAAGACAUCCCUCCUUGUUUCCAAAACCCCAAGAUUAUGAAAUUGGCUCAGAAGUUUGGAGAGAGUCUGACGGAGCAGCUGCAGGCGACUCCCCGCUCCAGACUGCUCGGCCCUUCGGAGGUGGUCGUGGAAGUUGUUCCAAAAGUCCUUCAGGGCUUCUGGUUGCCAUCUCCCACCACCUACCUCAACAUGCCCUCCCAGGAGCUCAGCGACAUGGCUGUUGGGGUCACAAAGGCUGUUAUGGAUCGUGUCACGAGGGCUCUGUCCAGUGGUCUUCAUCGAGUCAACGUCUCCCGCCCCAUCAGAGAUGCCGUGGUCCUGUCUGUUCAGGAGAGGGUUAGGCAGAUGUACCCUGAAGACAUCCUGAGGCAGAGACUUGACUGUUUUGCAGCACAGUUGCUGGACGAAAUAGCCGAAGCUGCCACGAGGGACAUUUGUGCGCUUUUCCAACCACAGGCCGACACUGACACUCCCUCGAUCCCGGACAGGGACGACACAGUCCAGAGGCCCACGAAGGAACUAGACUCUCCUGUGGCUGCAGCUCCAUCACAUCAUGUGACCUCUGCUGAUGAACCAGUCAGCCAGGUUGAGGCCGAGCAGCCUGCAACUAACUCCAGCACCAGCUCAGCUGAGAACAGUACUCCAGCUAUUACUUGGAUCGUAGAAGAGCCCACCAGGAACACAGACUCUCCUGUGGCUCCAGCUCUGCCACCUACAGUGUCCCCUGGCAGUGGACUUACUGUCCAAAGAUUUGGCCUCACCAUAACCCUCGCACUGUCGGGCAAGGAGGGUUUGACAGUCAGCCAUGUUGCAGUUGAGCAGCUUGCACCGAACUCCGUCACGAGCUCAGGCGAAGCUCUUGAAAUAGCCUCCGCGCAGGAGGGCAAGGAAAUCAGCCACAAUGAGCACAAGAAGAAGAAGUCCAAAGGAAUCCAACGCUUCUUCGGUCGGUUCCGCAAAAAACGGAGGGAUGUAGGAUGAUGCAGACUGAGACUUUUUUACAUUUGACACAUUUUCUUUUUCCAUUUUCUAUCAUGAUACUUGUCUUUUUUCCCACGUUUUUUUUCCUUCCAUUUUUCCGUUUAGAAUAAUACAUUAAUAAAUAUGUAAAUGAAAAAGGGCUUUGUUGCUUCUCAGUCAGUCCAAAUAACUUCGUCCACAACUGCUGAUUAUUUUCAUAAUCAUUUCAUCUGCUGACUUUUUCCUCAGUCAGUCAUCAGAAAACAAUUAAAUUAGUGAAAUAGAUUCAAUACAAAAGCCUGAGUUGUGCCGCCGGAGGUCGCUGUCUGCCACCGUUUCAGGCAGAGAAGGGGUUGAUGCUGCAGCUCAUGACCUCUACAUACAGUCUAUGCUCUUGGCAGAUCUGGGCUCAGUCGUCACAGAGCCCAGGGAGGCGCUCUCACCCGCAGGAUGCCAGACCUGAGGAAGCAGGAGGGAGCCUGGAGGGAGAGACGAGAGAUGAGCCGCUUCGAAAACACCAGGAUCCGUGAUCCAUGAGAAGAUGAUAUUCAAAUACAGCUAAUAUAUUUACGAAUUGUACUUUAUGGACUGAUUGUGAAAGUUCCAUUCUCUCACACAUGUCCAAAUCUAGUGUCAAACUAAAUCUACAUGCUGUUGCAUCCAAGCAACCCCAGUCUUACAAACAACAAAUAUUGUUGACAAGCUUCGAUUAAAUCUUUUUACUCACUUUUCGACA
Scophthalmus maximus (turbot) is the source of this 2166-nucleotide messenger RNA. RefSeq lists its product as uncharacterized. The transcript has 2 exons. The coding region runs from base 105 to 1451 and encodes 448 amino acids. NCBI's taxonomy places the organism in Eukaryota, Metazoa, Chordata, Actinopteri, Pleuronectiformes, Scophthalmidae. The record is from RefSeq and is a predicted model, not a curated record.